AAGAUGCACCUGCUCCUGCUUCAAGGGCUGAAACCUCAGCAUUUUCUGCAAAGUUCUAAGCAGGAUCCUGAAGUGUACUUAUUGGCUGGAAUGCCCGCUGCAGCCGCCGGCUUGAAGCAGGCUUGAGCCAUCCCUCCUCCCGGGAUUAUACAACUUCAGACAGGUUUGAGUCCCGGUGGCACCUCUCCUGCUAGAACCGCUGCUGCUAUCACUUCCCAGUCUCCAGCAGAACUGAACUCGAACCUUGCUAGCCUCCAGCAGCGCUGAGGCUAGCAAGUGCGCGGGAAACCUGUCGCAGUCCUGUGUACGAGACGGACUCUCUCUCGCACACACGGUCCUCUGCUGCCACUGCUUGCUCCGUAACGUGUUGCUCGCUUCCCGGCCAGCAGCGAGCCCUGCGCUCCUUGCCUUGGUGCUGCUGCCGCCGCCGGCUGCCCCGACUUCUCCAAAGUGAGGGAUGCAGCAAGACCCCUCCUUCGUUCCAGAAGAGUCCGCUCCCCUCGCCCUUCUUCCUCCAGCGCUUGUGGGAGGGCGACGGCGUGGGCGGCGACGGCGCUGAGUGAGUGACUGAGGAGGGCGGGAGGCGGUGUCCGGGUAGGGGGCGGAUUUUUUGAGCCCACUCGGGCGGGUUCUUCAGAGCGGCUGCAGCGGCGGUGUUGUCGGGCGGGUCACUCUGGCUGCCCGCCUGGGGUCUCAGCUGGUCGUCCGGGGAGACGGACUCCGCUCCACUCUCCCGCCACAUUUAUGGACGAACACCUGAGCCUGCUGCGCUCGCCGGCCGCCCCGUCCUCCUGCAGGCACCCGAGGGGCGGCAGCAGCGGCGUCGGCGUCGUGGGGAGCAGCCACCACAACUUGGGCUACAGUGAGCAGCUCUUCCCCGAGGGCGCGCUCUCUGGCCUCGAGGAAGGGCAGGAGGAGGAAGAGGAAGAGGACGGGGAGCUGGAAGGUGGCAUGACUGUGGGGGGUGGAGAGGACCCUCCCUUCGAGGACUCGCAGCACCCUCAUGCCCUGCUGGGAGGGGAGCGCUAUGACCACCCCAUGGCCCACACCCUGCCUCCUCCCAGUCAUCAAGUGGGCAACAGUGGUGGUGGAGAGCAUGAGUGUUGCGAGCGGGUGGUGAUCAAUAUCUCUGGUCUGCGCUUUGAGACCCAACUCAAGACCCUGGCCCAGUUCCCUGAGACCCUGCUGGGUGACCCCCGCAAGAGGAUGCGCUACUUUGACCCCCUUCGCAAUGAAUAUUUCUUUGACCGCAACCGGCCCAGCUUUGAUGCCAUCUUGUACUACUACCAGUCUGGAGGCCGCAUCCGACGCCCUGUCAAUGUCCCAAUUGACAUCUUUUCAGAGGAGAUCCGCUUCUAUCAGUUGGGUGAGGAGGCCAUGGAAAAAUUUCGAGAAGAUGAAGGUUUCAUCCGGGAGGAGCAGAGACCUCUACCUGAAAAGGAGUUUCAACGCCAGGUGUGGCUCCUCUUUGAGUACCCGGAGAGUUCUGGACCAGCUCGGGGUAUCGCUAUUGUAUCAGUCUUAGUUAUUCUCAUUUCCAUUGUCAUCUUCUGCCUGGAAACCUUGCCUGAGUUCAGAGACGACCGUGACUAUGAUAGCACUGCAGGGACAUUUGGGACUGGCAGUGGUCCUUCUGUGGCAGAUACCUUCACAAAUUCUUCUUCCUCAUCAGCAUCCAUGGUGUCAUCUUUCACUGACCCUUUUUUUGUGGUGGAGACUUUGUGCAUUAUCUGGUUCUCCUUUGAGCUGCUUGUUCGCUUCUUCGCUUGUCCCAGCAAGCCCACCUUCUCUAAGAAUAUUAUGAACAUAAUUGACAUUGUGGCCAUUAUACCUUAUUUCAUCACCCUGGGUACUGAGCUGGCCGAAAGACAGGGGAAUGGCCAGCAAGCCAUGUCCCUAGCCAUUCUUAGAGUCAUCAGACUAGUCAGAGUCUUCCGAAUCUUCAAGCUUUCUCGGCACUCCAAAGGACUGCAAAUCUUGGGGCAGACCCUCAAGGCCAGCAUGAGAGAGCUGGGCUUGCUCAUUUUCUUUCUCUUCAUUGGGGUUAUCUUGUUUUCUAGUGCUGUCUACUUUGCAGAGGCUGAUGACCCCACCUCAAGUUUCAGCAGUAUUCCUGAUGCCUUUUGGUGGGCUGUAGUGACUAUGACUACAGUGGGUUAUGGGGACAUGCACCCAGUCACUAUUGGAGGCAAAAUAGUAGGAUCUCUCUGUGCCAUAGCUGGGGUGCUGACCAUUGCCUUGCCUGUGCCUGUGAUAGUCUCCAACUUCAACUACUUUUAUCACCGGGAAACAGAAGGUGAAGAACAAGCUCAGUAUAUGCAUGUAGGAAGCUGCCAGCAUCUCUCCUCCACUGAGGAGCUGAGAAAGGCUCGUAGCAAUUCCACUCUCAGCAAGUCAGAGUACAUGGUGAUAGAAGAGGGAGGCAUCAGUAACAGUGCAUUCAAACAGGCUGCCUUUAAAGCAGGCAAUUGCACAACCACAAACAAUCCCAACUGUGUGAAUGUUAAAAAGAUCUUUACAGAUGUUUAAAAGAAAGCUUCCAAGGAAAUGUAAAAAUAUUACAGAAGAUCUGCAUAAUCAUUAUUGUGAGGAAUAUGCACCAUCAUUGAUUUUUGUGCUUGUUUAUCACACAUAUUUUCCUGAUCUUUCUGGAGAGCAAAGAUGAGGAUUUUUUGAAGGUAACAGGACAAACCAAGCAAGAUAUUAAGAAAUAAGUUAGAUAAGAGGAUAUGAAGAAGAAUGUAUUGCUAUCUCUUGAAACAGGUUUUUGUUCUGCGCUGUAUUUGUUGCAGGGCUUCUGGAUUUUGUUGGGAAACUUGCUUCUUUGAUUUUUGCAAAAGCAGUGGUGUUGCUGAUUUUCCUUUCCUUACAUAUAUGAACUUGUUGGAGUGAUAGUUAUGAAGUGAAAGGAAAUCAAAUGCAACCAUAUUGCAGACUGUGAAAAAUAUAAUCAUUUUAUUUCACAAAGCAUCUCUCUGCCACUACAUCAUAAAUCGAUGCCUACUAUUGGGACGUCUGAUGUCUGUCAUACAAGGGUAACAAUUUUUAUUUCUUUAUGCCAGAUUAGAGCCCGUGUGCAAUAUAAAUCUGUCCAAUGUAUAAUCAUUUUGAUAUACCAAGAGAAGUCUUUAUUGUGAUUAUGGAUUUCUGUGGUCCACAAACCUACAGAUUUUCUCCCCUUCUGCCUUGAAUCUGAAAUUCUAGCUGCAUAGUAUGGUGAGAAACACUUCUUUCUACAUUAUAAGGCUAAAUGGCUGACUGACUGUAUCAUAUCCUGAAUGUUUGGUGUUCUGCAUAUCAGGAACUGUUAGGCUCCUAGUAAGUCACUGAUGGGCUUUUUGCAAUGACUGCAGUUUCAAUCGAAACCUAUCAAAACCUUUGAAACAAAAGGGGUAUUUCCAUCCAUUUCCAAUGCAUUUAAGAUAAGUGUCUGCUUCUAUCGCAAGAAGAUUAAAGUGGCAAACACGCCUUGCAGCGGAAGUUACUAAUUUGGACCUGAGUGAUGCAGUUUCCAUAGCAACUUUGGUUUCCUGGGAAACUCCCAAAGGUUGUCAUGGCAUCCAUUCCCUCCGCUCCCCAGUCCCUUGCUGUUUCCAUAGUAACCAUUCCAGAUGGUUCCAACUUCUGUGAUUCCACAGAAAAGCCGCUGCUCUGAUAAAUCACACACACACACACACACACACACACUCAGCAUUAAUCCCUGAGAGAUUUAGGUGUGGAAACUAGGCAUUAUUCUAUAUGCACCAUUUUUAGAUGUACAAACAUCUCAGAGUUCUGGUGUCUACGAUAUCAAGAAGAAAAGAGAGAAUAUGGAAUAGUUUGGAUUGCUCUGCACAUUAUGAGAGAAUCAGCAAUCUGUUCUAUAAAUGAAACAAGUAUCCAAGUCUCCUUUCCAAAUCAUUUUGAUACCUGAUAGUUGAAACUGGAAACUAAGUCUAUAUAUGUUGCCUACACAACUGUGCAGAAGACUGAAAAAAAUGACACCAUCUCUGCUUCUUUCAGAGCAAACCAUAGAUUAAUUCAUGGUGUAUUACCUAGUUUUACCCAAAAUAUCCUGAAAUAAAUGGCAAUUCUACUUUCAAAGCAUAUAUGGCACUGAAGACCAAGACCCAAAACAUUCACUACAGAAGGAUGCAAAUCCAAGGGAAUAAAUACAAAUCAAUCAUAAAAUGUGGGGGUGAGAAACACUUAAAGUCCUCUGGGAAAUGUAUAUCCACCUUCUCCCAUCUGCACAUCUGGGGACCAUGGAAAAUCAGACAAACACAGAGAACUAGGAGCAAGCAAGCAACAAAAACCCAACAGCAAGGAAGAACAAAAAGAAAUAAAGGGCUGAUGAAUAACACUUGUUUUCUCAGAACCCUUGUAGAAGCAUAUUGCCCUGCUUUGGGACUCCAGACACAAACAGCCGCCAAGAACUCUAUAUCUGCAACUGGAGCUGCAAGGACAAAGAUGCCCACAGAGGUAAGCUCCCACAGUGCACCAGUGAAGACAAUGGGGAGCACAGCAACCUUUGUUGGUAAACACCUGGCACCCAACUUCCUCUUUUACCACUUCUGGUGAAAUACUCAUGAUGAUUUCCCCUGCUUCUGGAUUAGGGGAAAAUCCUCUGGGCACAUGGAGAAGAAUAAACAGGAACUGCAGACAGCAUUACAAUGCAACUUCCUGUCAUGGAUGGAUAACAGAAGAUGUCUCAGUAAGUGCUACAGAACUCCAUCAACCUCUUAAAUAUUUAUAAAAAGAAUCACAGACAUCAGGAAGAAGAAACUAAUUAUGCUCUAGCAUCAGGCCUGAACUGAAGGAUGGUCUGCCCUCUUGUGUCUCAGUAUUUUAACUUGUAGUGGUAUUACAAGCUCUAUCUCUCUUUGUUUUCUUACAAGUGCAUUAUGUAGAGAAAAACACCUUAUGUUGUAAGAUAAAACCAAAUGCAAUAUUAUAAGGAAGAUCAAAGAUGGGGAAAGGGGGAUAAGCUCACCUGGAUGUUAUUUCUGCCUUUACAGAAUUUCUCGUGCAAGCUUCAGCACCUAGAAGUGAAACAUCAAUUGAGCUGCUAAUAAAACAUUCUAAAUGUGUUGAUUGUAAAAAUAUCUGUUUUGUUUUGUACAAUUUUAUUUUGGACUGUACUGAGAAAUGAAUCAUCAUUCUAUGUGUUUUUUUUAAACAACCUUUUUCUUCUUCUGUCGAGUGUUAUUUAUAAAGUACCUUUAUUACAAAA
This is a messenger RNA of Hemicordylus capensis (graceful crag lizard), 5212 nucleotides long. It is a transcript of the gene KCNA3, whose product is annotated as potassium voltage-gated channel subfamily A member 3. Bases 745 to 2529 code for a protein of 594 amino acids. Gene Ontology annotation, cellular component: voltage-gated potassium channel complex; membrane. Gene Ontology annotation, molecular function: protein binding; delayed rectifier potassium channel activity. The record is from RefSeq and is a predicted model, not a curated record. Gene Ontology annotation, biological process: potassium ion transmembrane transport; protein homooligomerization. NCBI's taxonomy places the organism in Eukaryota, Metazoa, Chordata, Lepidosauria, Squamata, Cordylidae. The transcript is spliced from 4 exons.